AUGCCACAAAUUGAGAAGAAUGCUCUGGUUUUUGGAGCCUCUGGAAUUUCAGGCUGGUCUCUUAUGAAUCAAUGCCUUCAAUAUCCGUCGAAAGAUGCAUUCAAAAGUGUGACAGGCCUGUGCAACAGACCACUAUCGAAGCAAGAUGCCUGUCUCCCUGAUGAUGACCGGCUCAAAAUCAUUUCGGGCGUUGACCUGACACAAUCCGUGGACACGGUCACCGAGCAACUGAAGACGAUUGAAAACAUUGGUUCAAUCAAUAUUGUUUUCUUUUGCGCCUACAUCGACGGUUCAGACUUUGCUUCUCGACGGCAGCUUAACACGUCAAUCCUCCGCGCCAGCAUCGAGAGUCUUGAGAAUGCUGGUGCCAAUCUGGAGACGGUGAUUUUGCAAACCGGUGGAAAGGGCUAUGGUCUGGAAUUCUCCCAGAUACUCGACAUCCGGCCACCUCUGUACGAACAUAUGCCUCGCAUUCCAGAGCCAUGGCGAAGUAACGUCUUCUACUACGAGCAAUACGACACACUCGAAAGACUGUCAGAGGGAGGCCGGAAGUGGUCAUUUUCUGAGAUUCGACCAGACGGGAUCAUCGGGUUUGUCCCAGGCUCGAAUGCCAUGAACCUAGCUCAAGGCAUUGCCAUGUACCUCACGCUUUACAGAGAGGUUAAUGGUCGCGGUGCAAGGGUUCCGUUCCCCGGAACGGCGCAUGGUUAUGCAUCCCAGCACAGUGACACGUUCCAGGACAUUCUUUCCAAAAUGGAGAUCUUCGCUGCGCUGAAUCGCGACCGAUGCACUCAUGGGUCUUCUUUCAACGUUGCGAACGGCGAGACGGUUAGCUGGGCACAGGUUUGGCCUGGUAUUUGCGCAUACUUUGGCCUGGUAGGAGAUGGGCCUGGUGACCAGCUGGUCAUUAUACAGGAUUUCGUGAUGAAGCACCAAGAGCUCUGGGAUCAGCUGGUGGAAUCUCAUGGACUGCGUGCGGGUUCUAUCACGUCUUUCAACUGGCCUUUUAUUCACUUCAUGUUAGUAGAGUUUGAUUUUGAUCGCCAAUAUUCCCUCGACUUGGCUCGUUCGGUUGGAUUCAAGGAGUCUAUCGACACUGUCGAUGGAUACCGCAUUGCCUUUGACAGAAUGGUGAAAGCAAAGCUUAUUCCUUCGUUUUGA
Molecule: messenger RNA, 1161 nt
Organism: Penicillium salamii
Lineage: Eukaryota; Fungi; Ascomycota; Eurotiomycetes; Eurotiales; Aspergillaceae
Source: the annotation of a GenBank genome assembly